UCUAAUUAAACAAUAAUGGGCCGGCCUGAAAAGGCAGGCCCAAUAAAAAGCAAUGGAACUCCUCACAAGGAGACGGAGCCUUCAUCUAUUAAAACCCUCGAAACCCCUUACCUUCAUCCACAUUUUACUUUGAUUAACCCUUUCUCUCUCUCGCCGGCUAUGGGGUUAUCCCUUCUACGAGCUAUGGCGUCUGCCUCCGUCUCCACCUCCGCCGCCCGCCUCUCUGUUCUUCCCAGACGCCUCUUCUCCUCCUCAUCUACUCUUACACAUCCUCCUUCCCCUUCUUCUUUCACUCUCCGCCGUCGAUCUCUCCCUCUGCUUUCCCAUGCCGUUCGAUCUAUCCCUUCCUCCUCCAGGUCCACCUCGUUUCGUUGCCUCUCCUCUAGGCCUGGUAACUCCUCUUACUCUCCUCUUAACUCUAAUUCCAACUUCAGUGAACGUCCUCCCACUGAGAUGGCGCCUCUUUUCCCUGGAUGUGAUUACGAGCACUGGCUCAUUGUCAUGGACAAACCUGGUGGUGAGGGUGCCACUAAGCAGCAGAUGAUUGAUUGCUAUAUCCAGACUCUUGCUAAAGUUGUUGGCAGUGAAGAGGAAGCAAAGAAGAGGAUUUACAAUGUUUCUUGCGAGAGGUAUUUUGGGUUUGGGUGUGAGUUGGAUGAAGAGACCUCCAACAAGCUCGAAGGAUUGCCAGGUGUUCUGUUUGUUCUUCCUGAUUCUUAUGUCGACCCAGAGUAUAAAGACUAUGGGGCUGAGUUGUUGGUGAAUGGAGAGAUUGUUCAAAGGUCACCAGAGAGACAGAGAAGAGUGCAGCCACAGCCUCAGAGAGCUAAUGAUAGACCAAAAUAUACCGACAGGACCCGCUAUGUGCGACGCAGAGAGAAUAUGACUUGAUGCACGUCAGACGUUGAGGAAAUGUGCACAUAUGACUAAAGUGGAAGGGAAUGUUUAAUAUCUGGGAAGGCAAAAUGGACAACUUUAUACAAUUUGAAACAUUAAACUGAAAGUUGAAGUAAUUUGCUACGUGAAAGAGUCAGUGUUCGGUAGAUGUUAACUUUUGUGUUGAUGAACUACAUAAAUGUGUAUGUGAGCUUGUUGCAGUCUACCUAGUUGAUGUUUUUAUCGACUUUGGUCUAGUUGUAAAACUGUGCACGUUUAAAUUUUAUAAGAACAAUUUAGUUAUUCUUUGGCA
Cucumis melo (muskmelon) is the source of this 1189-nucleotide messenger RNA. RefSeq names its product multiple organellar RNA editing factor 2, chloroplastic. Gene Ontology annotation, cellular component: mitochondrion. NCBI's taxonomy places the organism in Eukaryota, Viridiplantae, Streptophyta, Magnoliopsida, Cucurbitales, Cucurbitaceae. Bases 16 to 891 code for a protein of 291 amino acids. The transcript has 4 exons. Gene Ontology annotation, biological process: cytidine to uridine editing; mitochondrial mRNA modification. The record is from RefSeq and is a predicted model, not a curated record.